AUGACGAAGAAAAGACAUCACCGCACACGCAAUGUAAAUGCAACACAGAAAGCAACUCACAACAAAGAUGCUGCCAGCAGCGAAGAAGACACAGACAGGCUUACCAAGCUGCCUGAUGACCUUCUGCUAAACAUUCUGGAGAGGGUGGACACGCUCGAUGCAAUAAGGGCCUGCGUCCUCUCCAAGCGAAUGAUGAAGCUCCCCACCAUGCUCUCGCACUUCUUCCUGAGCUGUAGUUCCAUUCCAGGUCACCAUGUUAGAGCUCGUGUUUUCAACGUCAGUGAAUUUGUCAGAACCAACAGUGUUGUGGCUCAUGUAACGGAUAACAUCUUGAGCACAAGGAGCCCAGAGAUCACCAUCAGCAGACUCAAAAUCAGAUUCCUCUUGGUGCAACCUGACUGUUACACAAUUGGCAAAUCUGUCGCCCAUGCCAUGGCAACACAGAAGGUUGGCGCGGCUGAGUUCCAGAUCGUAACAGACAAGACUCAUUUGAAGUGCUCUCCUGCCGAUCUCCUCGACCAUGCAAAGCAGCUCAAUGAUUUCCUCGGUGCUUGUCGUGAUGCAUUUGCUGGCCUCAGGCGCCUGUGGCUGUGCAAUAUGAGGUUUGGUGGUGAACUGGACAUACCCAACAUCCUCAGCACCUGCAAGCUCUUGGAGUCUUUGCGUUUAACCCAUUGCGACUCGGGGAUGAAUUCUGUGCUGCAACUAGAACAUGCUCAGCUUACCGAGCUCGAGGUCGACUAUGGGAAAUUUGAGAUAGUUGAGCUGACAUGUCUACCGAAACUCCGACGGGUGAGCUAUAAGAGUUGGUUCUACUCUGAGAAAGAUCCCCUGUAUUUUGGUUUUGUGCCACAGCUUUCAAAGCUGAGGCUUGCUAAAACUGGCUCCAGAUCGACUAGGACUCUUGAGUUGAGUCAGCUCCUCGGUAAUGUUCCUUCCAUAAGCGAUCUGCAUCUGGAUUUUGAAAGUGAAAAGAUUUGGGUUCUACCAGAAAGCCCGGAGCUGCUCAGGCCUGUGCUCAGCAAACUACAGCAUGUGAUUCUGGACAAACUUCCUGAAGGAUGUGAUUUAGCUUGGACAAUGUUUAUUCUUGAAGCUGCACCGUCCCUCAAAGAGCUGUGCAUCACAGUAUGGGAUCAUUGGUGCCAUAUGGUGAUGAGAGACAAAGAGUUUCGGGAGAGAAAUGGCUACUGUGAAAAGGCAGACGUGGAGUGGAAGCCACAUGCCCCUGAUUUCAAGCACAAGAAUUUGGUUAAGCUCACCAUCUACGGCUUCCAACCUGACGACAUCUUUGUGCGAUUCAUCAGGUGUGUCAGGGAACAUGCGGUUAAUAUGGCGGAGAUAUCUCUGCACGACAGGAAGGUAUGUCUGCGAUGUGGUGACUUGGAUCCCAAGAUGAAGUGCCCAUCAAGAUAUCCACGGAACGCUGAUGAGCGCAUGCAGAUCAUUGAAGAAUUGGGGAUGUCUUUGCCCGGUUUUGUUCGCUUCAUGUCGUAG
Molecule: messenger RNA, 1497 nt
Organism: Triticum turgidum subsp. durum (durum wheat)
Lineage: Eukaryota; Viridiplantae; Streptophyta; Magnoliopsida; Poales; Poaceae
Source: the annotation of a GenBank genome assembly